CACUACUAUAUAACAAAUAAUUUGAGCUAGGAACAAACCAAUAUGGUUAAUAUCUCUGAGGAUAUCCUCAAUGAUAUCUUCUCCCGUUUCAUCAUCCCUGAAGCUAAGUCUAACUGUAACGAUCCUAUCAGAUUGUGUUUUGCUAUCGAGAUGGGACACUGGUUCUAUCUGGACUAUAUCAGACCCUCAGACCCUACUCUACCUGACUGCUCUGUAGAAGUGUUCGCUAAAGCUUGCUUCAGACACAUGCCUAGCUUACUCCAACCCCACAGAGAGGCUAACCUGGUGCUGAAACAGUGGAGAGACUUUAAGAGGAAAGUGCCGGUGUACGGAGCAAUGCUGAUAACACCAGACCGGAAACAAGUGCUGCUAGUGGAGGGGAACAGUACUCGGGAUUGUUGGACUUUCCCUCGAGGAAAGAUUGAAGAAGACGAGGACCCGUUUGAUUGUGCUAUUAGAGAGGUUAGAGAGGAAACAAGUUUUGAUAUCAGCUCCCUCGCAGACAGGAACUAUUAUAUUGAGAAGGUUUGCAGCGACAGGAGAGUGAGACUGUACAUAGUACACGACGUACCCCAAACCACUGUUUUCUACACCAAAGUGCGAGGUGAGAUAGCUAAUAUUGACUGGUUCCCUGUAGAUGAGCUACCAGGAGCUUCUGGAUUCAAGAAGAAGAAGGAGUCGUUCUUUAUGGUCAACCAGUUUAUCAGGGAGUAUGUGAGAGGAUACCGCACGGGAAAGAAACGUAAUAAUGCGAGCGAGUGUGAAAGAUCCCGUCCUCGGGGAACCUCCUUCAACGACGGAGAUAACAGCAUGCAGUACACCACAAGAAGAGACCCCGGACACGAGGGGGACUACAGACACAACACCCGGGAACACAGACAAGAGAGACCAGAUCACCACAACAACAGGUCACGUGAUUCAAGGUCACGUGAUCACUUUAAAGAGCACGGCUACGUGUCCGAACCACCUGCUCCCCACAGGGGACUGUACUCUCAGGACCUCUCCAGUAGGAACAACAACCCCCAACAACAACAACAACCCCCGUACUCUACACAGAGAGCUGAUAACACCUCCUCCUCCUCCCGGAACAGGAUGAGGGGAGGGAGGAACAGGAGAGGGAACCCCGCCACUGCUAGGGGCUUUCCUGGUCCUCCUGAUGAUAUGAGACUAUCUAACUUCCGGUUUGACAUGGACACUCUCAUUGAUAUGUUACCUGAAGUACCCAACUUUACGGCUGUUAGAUCUUGAUAACUCUGUCCAAUGACUCGUUGCAGUAUUUUUAGUUCUGUUGCACCAAGAAAACUGAAAAGUUCUAUUAACUUUAAGACCAAUAAAGUUUUAACACACUGGGAAUUUAUGCAUCAAAUUUUGCCAUGUCAUCGACCUGAAUUCGUUAAUUUAUAUUGUAAUUACUUAUUAUAUUAGGCGUUUGCAUUUUUCUCUGAUAUUCGAAUUUUACAUUCAAUGUUUUACGGAUGGAAUUGAUAAGCUUGGGAAGUAAUUACACUAUGAUAAGAGUAUAAUCGCUGUUUUUCUAUUUGUUAAUAUUCAGGAUUUACUUUGCGUUA
Bolinopsis microptera is the source of this 1568-nucleotide messenger RNA. RefSeq names its product m7GpppN-mRNA hydrolase-like. Gene Ontology annotation, cellular component: P-body; cytoplasm. Gene Ontology annotation, biological process: deadenylation-dependent decapping of nuclear-transcribed mRNA. Bases 43 to 1248 code for a protein of 401 amino acids. The record is from RefSeq and is a predicted model, not a curated record. Lineage: Eukaryota; Metazoa; Ctenophora; Tentaculata; Lobata; Bolinopsidae. The transcript is spliced from 8 exons. Gene Ontology annotation, molecular function: manganese ion binding; RNA binding; hydrolase activity.